AUGGCUGCAGGAAGGAACAACACAACUGUGACAAAAUUCAUCCUCCUGGGACUUUCAGACCAUCCUCAAAUGAAUAUUUUCCUUUUCAUGUUAUUUCUGGGACUCUACCUGCUGACGUUGACCUGGAACUUAAGCCUCAUUGCUCUCAUCAGGAUGGACUCUCACCUGCACACGCCCAUGUACUUCUUCCUCAGUAACUUCCUGGACAUCUGCUAUGUGUCCUCCACUGCCCCCAAGAUCCUCUCUGACAUCAUCACAGAGCAGAAAACCAUUUCGUUUGUUGGCUGUGCCACUCAGUACUUUGUCUUCUGUGGGAUGGGGUUGACUGAAUGCUUUCUCCUGGCAGCUAUGGCCUAUGAUCGGUAUACUGCAAUCUGCAACCCCUUGCUUUACACAGUCCUCAUAUCCCAUACCCUUUGUUUAAAGAUGGUGGUUUGCGCCUAUGUGGGUGGAUUCCUUAGCUCUUUCAUUGAAACAUACUCUGUCUAUCAGCAUGAUUUCUGUGGGCCCAAUAUGAUCGACCACUUUUUCUGUGACCUCCCUCCAGUCCUGGCUCUGUCCUGCUCUGAUACCUUCACCAGCGAGGUGGUGACCUUCGUAGUGGGUGUUCUCGUUGGAAUAGUGUCUGUGCUAGUGGUCCUCAUCUCUUAUGGCUACAUUGUUGCCUCUGUUCUGAAGCUCAGCUCAGCUACAGGUAGGAUCAAGGCCUUCAGCACUUGUGCCUCUCACCUGACUGCUGUGAUCCUCUUCUAUGGUUCCGGAUUCUUCAUGUACAUGCGACCCAGUUCCAGCUACUCCCUAAACAGGGACAAGGUGGUGUCCAUAUUCUAUGCCUUGGUGAUCCCUGUGGUGAAUCCCAUCAUCUACAGUUUUAGGAAUAAGGAGAUUAAAAAUGCCAUGAGGAAAGCCAUGGAAAGGGACCUCGGGAUUUCUCAUGGUGGACCAUUCAUUUUUAUGACCUUGGGCUAA
Messenger RNA from Rhinopithecus roxellana (golden snub-nosed monkey), 969 nucleotides. RefSeq names its product olfactory receptor 5A2. Lineage: Eukaryota; Metazoa; Chordata; Mammalia; Primates; Cercopithecidae. Gene Ontology annotation, biological process: sensory perception of smell; G protein-coupled receptor signaling pathway. Gene Ontology annotation, cellular component: membrane. The record is from RefSeq and is a predicted model, not a curated record. Gene Ontology annotation, molecular function: odorant binding; G protein-coupled receptor activity; olfactory receptor activity.